AUGGCGUCCAAAAUGCGACCAAGUCUCCCGUUUGCCGCAAUUGCGCGACCUGUCCGCCGGCGCACAUCAUGCUUCGUUUUCUCGAUACCAGCCUGCUCGCAACAAGGGCCCCGACGGGCAAUGUCCACCGAGACGUCGACAGAGGAAGGACUUCCAGCACCUCCUCCGGCGCCUUCACCUCGAUGGAAGCAGACUCCACCAGCAAUGAAAGCGCCCGUUCGACUACGUGGAUCUGGGUCUGAGCCACAAUUCGAAGUGAACUCCGAUCCCGAAAAGCUAGAUAAAUUCUACAUUCGGAUGCUAGGAGAAGGAGGUGAUAAAAUGCUCUCUGAAGAGGUCAAAUGGCAGGCUGUGACACACAAGAGCUUUGAUCAAGGAAGGAGAGGGUUCAAUGAUCGAUUGGCUUACCUAGGGAAACAUGCGGUGGCCCUCCAAGCAACGCUCGCGCUCAUGCAGAACCCCGCCUCUCAUUCACAAAAACUACCAGAAGAUCCUCACAACCGGACACCAUUUGCGCACCCGGCGUUGGACGAGAUAGAGGUAUUGUCCAGUCCCACGGCGGAGACGUUGACAGAAAAGAAAAGAAUUGCUGCACUAGCUAGACAGUAUGAACUUGAGGGCGUAUUGAGAUGGCUACCUAGAAUGCCCCGACAUUUUACUCAGUCCGGAAUUGAUGUCGUUUUAGCGCAGACAAUGUAUGCGAUCGUUGGUGCUGUGACACUUGAACGGGGCGGCGCCGUUUCAAACCGAAUCGUGCGAGAGCGUAUAUUGAAGCCCCUGGGGUUCCAAAUUGGUGGGUAA
Messenger RNA from Uncinocarpus reesii 1704, 801 nucleotides. RefSeq lists its product as uncharacterized. Bases 1 to 801 code for a protein of 266 amino acids. Gene Ontology annotation, biological process: RNA processing; mitochondrial translation. The record is from RefSeq and is a predicted model, not a curated record. Gene Ontology annotation, cellular component: mitochondrial large ribosomal subunit. The transcript has 3 exons. Gene Ontology annotation, molecular function: ribonuclease III activity; structural constituent of ribosome. NCBI's taxonomy places the organism in Eukaryota, Fungi, Ascomycota, Eurotiomycetes, Onygenales, Onygenaceae.